AUGGAUGAAUCACUUGAAGUGAGAAUGUAAGCACUUAUGGAAUAUUAAACUCUGAAUCCAAAAGAUAAAGAUUGUUUUAUAAUACCUUUACUUAACAAUUGCCAUACUGAUAAUUUGAUGGAAAUUGCUAUCAACAUUGUUCAAGAGCAAUUUCUUUCAUUUGGAGGUCCUCCUUUUUUGGGUCUCAUUACAAUAAUAAAAGAUAGAUUCCUCAAUGAAUGUCUCAUCUAUAAUUAUAAUUGUACAACAAAUCAAUAUUAUUAAAUCAGAAUUAGUGGACUAUUAACUCUUUAAACAGUAAUCUUAUUCUUAAACCAAACACCGAAUUAAUUGCCAUAUAAUGAAAUAUUGAAGGUAGCCUAAAAUUGCACUUUAUUUGAAAUCAAUCCUAUGGUCAGAUAGGCUGGAUUUAGUUUGAUGUAUCAUUUAAUAAGAUUAAAUAUUUUUGAUCUUAUGCAAUAUCAAUAAAAAAUUAUAGAUAAUUGCUUAUUACAUCUAAGUGAUGCUUUGGAAUGCAAAGUAUUUUGUUCAAAAAUAUUGGCAUUACUUAAUGAUCAUACUGAUUUAAUAAAAUAUUUCCAAUAAAAAAUUUAAGUUGUUAAGGAUAAGGAAGUAGCUUAUUAAGAUUUUGUUAGACUUUUUCCAAAUUCAGAAGAGGCAUAAAUUCUUUUAUAAUAAAAUUUAGAUGCUUAAGGAGGGAAAGAUAAACUUGUAAGUACACAUCAAUCUUAAACAUUACUUGGGAUUACUAUGUGUUUUAAGGAAAUCUCCAUUUUAAAACCAGAUGAAUAAGUAUUAAAAUAAUUGAUUAUAAUGAUAUCCUCUUGUUUGAAAUCUAUAGACUAGCAAAGUCAUUUCAUUUUAUAAUGUUUGAUUGAAGGAUUAUAAGAGUUAAAGAUGUUUUAAGGAUUACCAAUCAAAUUACUAGAUAAAACAGAAAUCUUGGCUUUUAUGAAAUAAUAAAAUGAGACAGAAUUGUUGGAUAGAAUAGAUGAGAUAGUUGAAACAAAUAAAUGA
Molecule: messenger RNA, 1017 nt
Organism: Paramecium sonneborni
Lineage: Eukaryota; Ciliophora; Oligohymenophorea; Peniculida; Parameciidae
Source: the annotation of a GenBank genome assembly